AUGGCACCGGAUGCAGAUGCAAAUGAUGAUGGACUCAAAGGAGCCUCUGUUUCCACAGGUUAUGUAGUUAGCGCUUCAUUGAGUAUCCAGUUCCCGUACUUGGCUGCUUUCUUCUUGGGCCCGCAGGACUGCGACUUUACUACUACUACUACUACUACUACUACUACUACUACUACUACUGCUACUACUACUACUAGUUCAAAUGACGACAAUGCAGAGGCAUUAAACUCAUAUUGUCUUAUUUGCAACAUGAGUAGAAGUAGUAGUAGUAGUAAUAGUAGUAGUAGUAAUAGUAGCAGAGAUGCAAAUGCUAGAAAGAGUCUACCUGUUGCAACAUGGCACCCUGCGGGUGACUCUCCCAUGUUUAAAAGCUUGUUUGGUGUGAGUGGAGCUGGGUCUCUACUGUCUGAGGUGACAAUGACUACAUCCAGGACCCUCCUCACAUUACCUAUCAAUCGUUCCCAUGCUCCUCCAAAAUGUGAGGCGCCCGGGGGAUUGAAAACAAAUUCCACCCACACUGGAGCAACUCAUUUCGCACCUUGUUUUCUCCUAAGAACUCAUAACUGGAGUCUAGAACCUUCCGUGAUCACCCACAAAUUAGUGCCGCAGUCGCAUCUAAUCGUCCUAACAUGUCCAUGA
Macrobrachium nipponense is the source of this 639-nucleotide messenger RNA. RefSeq lists its product as uncharacterized. Bases 1 to 639 code for a protein of 212 amino acids. NCBI's taxonomy places the organism in Eukaryota, Metazoa, Arthropoda, Malacostraca, Decapoda, Palaemonidae. The record is from RefSeq and is a predicted model, not a curated record. The transcript is spliced from 5 exons.